CAGCUCGACUCGCAGUCUCACUCCCUGAUUUCUCGGCGGCGGGACCGAGACGUCCUCCGCAGGCGGCUGGCCCAUCUUCCCCCACCGCUGCGGUCCUACAGCGGCUGAUCCUCUCCCAGCCCGGCAGAUUGGUCGUCACCCUCGCUAGUCGGCAGCUUCACGACCCUGUGUGUCACAAGCCUUGCGGUGGGCACCGAACACCCCUGGAGCCACAAAGUGGGAUGUUGUUCGGACAGUUGCGCUAAGUGACCCCACACUGGGCCCAGGUCGCUCUAGCUUCUGGCCACCGCCUGAGAGGCGGCGGCGGAGGGGAUGAGCACCGGACGCGCAAAGCGCCUACCGCGAGCUAUCCCUGAGAGUGGACACCAAGCAGGGCUCCUCGAAGGACCGCGCGGACCUUUACCUCCCCCGGUACAAGGUGGCUUCUUGUUGUGCCUCGGGUCAGGAUGCUCUGGGCACCUCCCUGCUGCUGAGAUGUUUUGCUUCCAGGCUCUGCCAUCCCCAGCCCGGGUCUCAGGAGGAGACGACUGAGUGGGCCGGGCAUCAGCCCCUCGUUCAGGUGGAUGAAAAGUGCCGGAGGCCUUAUAUGGAAUCAGCGAUCACAUUUUAAGAGCCAUGGACGAAGGGGAUGCGCAGUCUCGGGCCCAAGAGCAGCUAGAGGCACCGUCCUCGGUAGGAGCUGUCCAAGAGAAGUGCGAGUCAGAGUCCUUCAGGUCUAAGAGUUUACCGGUCCUGCACAGCGCCUCCUGCCGGCAGAAUUUCAGUGCUGGGAAUGCAGAUGGCAAACUGGCCUUGGGUUGUAAUGAAGCUCCAGGUCGCCAGGAGACGCAUCUAGGACGGAACUUGAUAGUCCUCAGCCCUUCUGCUCCAUCCACUUCUGCAGGCACUACAACGGAACUCAUGGACUGUAACCACAGGAUGGACCCCAGCAAAACUGUGUCAGUAUCUUCCACUUUGGCCACACUCCAGGAGAGAAGGUGUCUCUACGUGGUCCUUACAGAUUCUCGUUGCUUCCUAGUGUGCAUGUGUUUUCUGACUUUCAUACAGGCGUUAAUGGUCUCUGGGUACCUGAGCAGUGUCAUCACCACCAUCGAAAGACGCUAUAGCUUGAAGAGUUCUGAGUCAGGGCUGCUGGUCAGCUGCUUUGAUAUAGGAAACCUGGUGGUGGUGGUGUUCGUCAGCUACUUUGGUGGCCGUGGACGAAGGCCCCUAUGGCUGGCAGUGGGUGGACUUCUUAUUGCCAUCGGGGCUGCGGUCUUCGCUUUACCUCACUUUAUCUCACCCCCCUAUCAAAUCCAAGAGUUGAACGCUUCGGCCUCCAACGAUGGCCUUUGUCAGAAUGGCAACUCCACGGCCAUCUUGGAGCCUCCUCCCUGUCCCAAGGACUCGGGAGGAAAUAGUCACUGGAUCUACGUGGCUUUAUUCGUUUGUGCACAGGUUCUCAUUGGAAUGGGCUCUACACCGAUUUACACCCUGGGACCAACCUAUUUAGAUGACAACGUUAAGAAAGACAAUGCAUCCUUGUACCUAGCCAUCAUGUAUGUCAUGGGAGCACUUGGCCCUGCAGUAGGGUACUUACUAGGUGGGCUACUCAUUGGCUUUUAUGUGGAUCCCAGAAAUCCUGUUCACCUUGACCAGAGUGACCCUCGUUUCAUCGGAAACUGGUGGAGUGGAUUCCUUCUUUGUGCCAUUGCAAUGUUUCUUGUGAUAUUCCCAAUGUUUACUUUUCCAAAAAAGCUUCCACCUCGACACAAGAAAAAGAAAAAAUUUUCUGCUGAUGUCGUUAUCGACGAUGACAUCAUCAAGGAGAAAUCAAACACAAGUGAACAAAUGAACAAAAAAGUUUCUCCAAUGGGCUUUGGAAAGAAUGUCAGAGACCUACCAAGAGCAGCUGUCAGGAUCUUAAGCAACAUGACAUUCCUUUUUGUGAGUCUGUCAUACACAGCUGAGAGUGCCAUUGUCACCGCUUUCAUUACCUUCAUCCCCAAGUUCAUCGAGUCACAGUUUGGUAUCCCAGCUUCCAAUGCCAGCAUCUAUACUGGUGUCAUCAUUGUCCCCAGUGCCGGUGUUGGUAUUGUCCUGGGAGGCUACAUCAUAAAAAAACUGAAGCUUGGUGCAAGAGAAUCUGCAAAGCUAGCCAUGAUCUGCAGCGGGGUUUCUCUGCUGUGCUUCUCCACUCUGUUCAUUGUUGGCUGUGAAAGCAUUAAUCUAGGAGGCAUAAACAUCCCUUACACAACGGGACCGUCUCUGACCAUGCCCCAUAGGAAUCUCACCGGAAGCUGUAAUGUUAAUUGUGGCUGUAAAAUACAUGAAUAUGAGCCAGUCUGUGGAUCAGAUGGGAUCACAUACUUCAACCCAUGUCUGGCUGGCUGCAUUAACAGUGGUAAUCUUACCACUGGGGUCCGAAAUUACACAGAGUGCACCUGCGUCCAAAGUCGACAAGUGAUCACCCCGCCCACAGUGGGGCAGCGCAGCCAGCUCCGAGUGGUCAUUGUGAAAACCUAUCUCAAUGAGAAUGGCUACGCUGUGUCUGGGAAGUGCAAGCGCACCUGCAAUACCCUCAUUCCCUUCCUGGUCUUCCUUUUCAUAGUUACCUUCAUCACAGCAUGUGCCCAACCAUCAGCCAUUAUAGUGACUCUCAGGUCCGUGGAAGAUGAGGAAAGGCCCUUCGCGUUGGGAAUGCAGUUUGUUUUGUUGCGAACACUUGCAUACAUUCCUACUCCAAUUUACUUUGGAGCUGUGAUUGACACCACCUGCAUGCUCUGGCAGCAGGAAUGCGGAGUGCAGGGCUCUUGCUGGGAGUACAACGUGACGUCAUUUCGUUUUGUCUACUUUGGCUUGGCAGCUGGCCUCAAAUUUGUUGGCUUUAUUUUUAUUUUCCUGGCCUGGUAUUCUAUCAAGUACAAAGAGGACGGAUUGCAGAGGCGGAGGUGCAGAGAAUUCCCACUGAGCACUGUGAGUGAGCAAGUGGGCCAGCCCAGCAAAGCUGAGAAAUACUCCCGGACUACAUCAUGCCCAGCCUUCAGCACCCAGGGGGAAGUCCAUGAAGAAACUGCUCUGCAAAAGGGAUUCCCAUGCACCACACAGACAUAUCCUGGACCUUUCUCAGAAGCAGUAAGUUCCUCUGCAGACCCUGGGCAGGACGAGAGCCCCGAUGCUGCUUUGUAAUAUCCCUGCUGAAGCCCGGAGAAGGCAGAUGGAUUUUGUUGGUUGAGUUGAAUACGGCAAGUUGAGAAACACCUGUGCCUUCUUUCUUUUUUUAGACCUCCACAGACAUCAUCCUCAAACCAACAAAACUCAGUAUACACAGCCACUGUUGAUGAGGGCUGGAUACCUCAACAAGACUGACAGCCUUUCCCCUCUUUUCUCCAGGGAGGAGCUUAGCUAGAUCUGUCGUUAUGUCUGCUAGGUUCACUUAAUGUUCCUGCUCCCGUUCGGUAGAAGCCUGAGGUCCAUGGUUAGCCAUGGGAAAGGCUAUGACCACACAUAUCAUUAGCAUACACUCCAGAUAAAGGUGAGCUUGACCAUGACUUUGCAUUUGCAAGUCAGAGUUUUUAGAUUUGAGCACCUACUGUGAGUUCUCCAGCAAAGCACAAUUGAAUUUGCUUCAACUAUGCAAUUUGAUUGGAAAUAGCAAAGUGUGGCAUGUCCCUUUGGCUUUCAGGGAGUAAAGCAGGUAUCUUUUUCAUAAGUGGAAGCUGAAUGUUCCCUAAAGCACUGUUAAUCACAAUUUAAGCCAUAGCAGACUUAUCAAUCAGGUAGAAAAUCUCAAAUGCUUCAAAGAACUGUAUUCUGCAAUGGAAGGAUUUCUUAAGAUAUAUUUUCUCUUAGUCUGUUUACUCUAUCUUAAGGUAGAUCAAGAGGCUGCUGAAUCAUGCACCUGAUAGCUUGAAUAUAAUAAACUACAGUAUUCUUCCAUAAGGGGCUUUAAACUAGUGUGCUAAACAGUGUGGCUAGAAACUGUAAUUUGAGAUGCAUAAUAAGGAAGGAAAUGAUGGCCUUGUCAUCUGAGGAAUUCUUUCAGCUCUUAAGGGCCCACUAAAACUAGCUAAGACUUACGACUACUUUGACAUUCAAAGGAGUUGAUAAAGAAAUUCCCGAGGUAAGAUUGAGGUCCCAACUAGGGAAUUUCACUUAUAUCUUUAACAUACUGGCAAAUCUCUGCUGAUUUUUUUUCUGUAUAGAAAGAGGUCAUGGUUGCCUUUGAAAAUGAAUAAUUUAGUCAGGAAAACUGUACCUGGGAUAUGAAAAUGACUGCACAGUAGCCAGAUGUGUCAGCUGAACAUGGAAUAUAAUCAUACUUUAAAUAAUGAAUUGGAACGUAAAGCAAGCUAGUCUACCAUACUGAAUCCUGCACUCUCAAAGCUAGCAUCAUUUCACGGUGCCCUUUGUAUCUGUGUUCUUCUAUCCUUCCUUAAGUGGCUCUGAGACAGGAUAAUUCCCUUCCUAAAGGCACCUUGGGUCCAUUGACAGCAUUAUCUCAGCUUCAUUGCUGCUCAGGAUGCUUAAGACAGAGGCCUCUUGGCAAGCUUUGUGCAUUGAUGGUAACUCAUGGGAUCUGGCUACAAUGGGCCAAGAUGUCCAAAGCGCCAUAAAAUUGUGGCCUCUCUGUCAAGAACCUCAUGUCAUGUAAGGCGACCUCAGGAAAUAUUUUUCCAUCUGGAAGAGAGGAGGCUGGCAGACAGGCCAUGAUUCAGACACCUACAUUCUUGGCAGGCCACAUAGGUAGAAUUUCCAGUAUUCUUAAUACAGUUCCUGGGUAUAGGAUUGAUUUCCUGUCCAUGUAGGAAACUCACUAGUCAAGUGGUUUUUCGGGGUUCGUGCAGUUUGUGGAGGAGGCAUUCACCCUUAGACUGGGUAAUGUCUAUAAGAGAUGGAGCUAGUGCCUAGGUGAAAAGAACUUUGCUUUGAGUCCUGGGCUUGGCUGCCAUGGAGGUGGGGUCAUGCUUAGCUGUGAUAGAUUGUGAAUGCUGUGUGUCAGAUUUAGACCAGUGUAACAGACAUGAGAGGCUUUCAUAAAGUAGUGAAGAUUAGCCCACAGUGUACUCCUGGGACUUGGUGUCCCUCAUUGGCUUCUGUGGGUGAUUUAGAAGGGAUAGUGAGUGUCCUUUGGUGUUGAUGGUAUGCUGUAUAGGCUGUAGAGAGGUGGUGCUUUCUUAAUUUUUUCUGUGAUAAGAUAUUAUAUGAAGAGAUUUCUGGUGGACUUGGACCUGUUUCGGUACUAAGAUUGAUGGGCUCACCAAGGGUACUUAGAAAGCUUCGGGUCCCUUUUUCUACCUUGAAUUCAGUCCAGCAAUUAAUUGCUGACUGGGCACUGGUUAUGUGUUGAUACCAUUCACUGCUCCAUGAAAUCCUUUGGAAGGCUGAGGUCAGAACUCAGACAUUGACCUGGGAUGUGCACUACAAUGUGCAAAUAUUAAAUAUUAAUAUUAAGUAGCAGUGUAUCAUUAACGUGCUGGUGGUGACUGUAGAGUAAGUCCUCAAAGUCCUGAGGGAAUGAAGUCCUGCAUUAUAUAUCAAUUAAAGACUGCUCUCCAGAGGGUUUGGGGCUCUGGUAGCAUCAUCUGAAUAUUGCCUAGCCAAUGAGUGGGUAUUUCAUAGGCAGUACCAUUCAAUUGUACAUAUAGAAGAGGUCUUCUGUUUCUAGCAAACUGGUCGUUUUACUUGUAGUCGCAGCUCUUAUCAGAAACUUUAAUUUCUUUCUGAGCAUAGGCUUUGAAUUAUUUGUUUUGACAAAAGGGCAAGUUGCUCUUAUAUCAUCUCUAUAAAUUAAUGUGUUGUUUGCCUCUAAUAUGCAAAUGUAAUGUGCAGCUCAUUGACUCCCAAGGGCCUAGGGAGGAAGUAGGGAGAACCUUCUUCGGAUUUUCUUCCUUAGUAUGAGGUUCUUGUGUCAUGGAGGUGGAGUUUCUAGUUGAAAACAGUCAAAAGUCAUUGAGAACACCAUAGGGAAGGUGGGAAAGAGCAUUUGGUGUGGCGGCCAUUUGCAGAAUGUCUCCCAACACUCAGCACCCACGACAUUUCCUGGGUUAGGAGCAUGGAAGCAAUGCUUCCCUUCAGUGCUUCAGGACUGAGCGAGGGACCCUGCGUAUGAUAUGUUCUCUCUCCCCGAGCAGCACUCUAGCCUUCUCUGGAAAGGAUUCUUGUUUUCUUUGUUUAAAAAACAGAUUUGAACCCUAGGCUCGCAAAGUUAAAGCCAGUUCUUUAGGGUGGCCCAGAGCAGCAGUGACAGGGGCAGGGUGGUAUGUCCACUGUAAAGUAAGUUAGCACCCAUCACUUUUGACAUAUUAUUCUUUUUGAGGUUUUAGAGACAUUCUUCAAAGUAGAGACAUUUCCUUGUAUGAACACAAGAAAUAUAGCACAUACCUGUGGGAGCCACCCACACUUCAUGGUUAAUUAGAUUUUUUCAAAGUAAGUGUUAUUUAUGUAGCCAAGUAUAAUAUUAAAAUCAUUUAUUAUAACUUACCUCAAAUAUUUGUUUAUAGGUUGAGUUUAAUUGUGAACACAUUCAGUUUGGGUAUUAGUUAGGAUCUUAGCAGCAUUUCCUAAAGUGAAAUUUUAUGAAGAAAAGGUUAAUUCUCAUUGGUUGUAUCUGAGCUUUGGGGGUUUCAGGUAUAUUAUUAUUUUUUUCUCUCUCCUGUCAGUAGAGUAACAUUUAUGCUAACCUGUAGACAGCCAUGGGUUUUCAUAUUCUUAGUGAAGAUUUAAAAAGAACAUAGAAAAUAUACUCCAAGCCACAGACCCAUCUGUCACCUCAAGUGACUGUGAUGGUUAACUGUAUCUUUGUACUCAGGGAAGCCAGAACCUGCAGGAGUUGGUAGAGUGAGGCUCCCAAAGCUCUCAGAAUCCCAUCCCACCAACCACCCAAAAUUUCUGUUUAUUCCACAGCUCUGGGUCACAGUCUUUGAUGAACUUCUAGCCAGAAAGUGUUUUGUGUGUUUUGUUUUCAAGGCUGCUUUGUAGAACCCUGUGUGCACCAAGGAACAUCACCACAGUGUGGCGGGACCCAAAGCCCCCAUGGGAACUUUCCCAUGAGCUCUGUAGCAAGGCAAGCACUUGCCUAAGGUGCUAGCUCUGUGUGUGUGUGUGUGUGUGUGUGUGUGUCCUAGAGUUCAGAACGUGAUGGUAACUUGCUACAGCGGUACAUGCUGAGUAUUCUAUGUAGUGAUAGAAACCAGAAUGUUGUAAGCCCCAGAAUAGCCUAGAAGCCAAGCACACUAAUUCUGUUUUCCAGACUUGGGAGUAGUCUAAUGCGGUUUGGAAGGAUGUGGCUGGCAGGUGAAGCUAGUGGCCUGGUGUACCUUAUUUCUAUCUUCUGUCAUCUCAUCUUUACUGGUAGUCCAUGGUCUACUCUACUGUCAAAGGCAAAGAAAUGCUGCUGGCAUUGUCUGUACCAGACUUCCUGUUGUGUUUCAACCAGAUUUGUGUUUGUCUGAAGAGGUUUAAUUUAAGCAGUUCAUUUGUACUCAGCCUUAAGAAGGGUCAAAUGUGACCAGGAGCUCACCUUAUUGCUGUUGGCUCUGGCACCAUUAAAUAUAAAAUGCCUUGGUGCUAAAGUAUUUGUAGAGGCAUGUUCCUCUUUGAAGUCAGUGUUUCAGUGCUUUGGGUUUGGAAACCUGGGGAUUUCCCCGAGAGAACAAGCCCCCUCCCCCACCUCAUUUCCACAGUCCAGAAACUCUAUUCUGCAAAUCUGAGAAGUAUACAGGAGAAUCCUUUUCUAUGCAAGAGUCAGUGCUUUUGAUAUUUAGUUUAUCAAGUAUAAGGAGAUGCUAAAAAUGACUUCAGAGAUAAAAACAUAUUUAGAUAAUCUUAUAUCUUCUGCAGAAAGUUUCAAGCCCUGUGAGCUGCCCUUUAGCAUUGGAUUCGACACUGUUGUCCUUGACUGGCAGUCUACUCUAUAUGUAGAAAGUGAAGAAGUUAAUGUUAUUGAAAAUGAAAAUAAUGGUAAGGAUGUAUUAAACUAAACUGAGGAGUAAGACGCGACAGUGGGCGGGCGGUUGUCUUCAGAUACAUACCUCUCCCCCAAACCCAAGUGGGAAUCUAGGAGCAUGAAGCCCAAGGCCAGCCUUUAACUUUGUAGUGUAAGGAAAUGUGAAACUGUGUCAAACUGGUAUUAGGAUAUCUGUGAAGUCUGUGUGUGUGUGUGUGUGUGUGUGUCCGUGUCUUUCUGCCUGUCCUGUGUGUCUAUGUACUUCUCUGUAGAGGCAUGUUUGUGAUGAAAGGCUGCUUUGAGUUAUAAUGUAGAGUUUGAUUUUUGUGGUUUUUAGAACAAAUAUUUAUUUGGAGACCUGGUAUGGCAUGGAGGGCCGUAUGACUUAUUUCUUUAUGUUUAAUGAAACUGAUUGUCAAAGGACUAAUAAACCUGGGUUUACAACACCAUGAA
This is a messenger RNA of Mus caroli (Ryukyu mouse), 8380 nucleotides long. RefSeq names its product solute carrier organic anion transporter family member 5A1 (gene Slco5a1). Gene Ontology annotation, molecular function: protein binding. Gene Ontology annotation, biological process: transmembrane transport; sodium-independent organic anion transport. The record is from RefSeq and is a predicted model, not a curated record. Gene Ontology annotation, cellular component: basolateral plasma membrane. NCBI's taxonomy places the organism in Eukaryota, Metazoa, Chordata, Mammalia, Rodentia, Muridae.